UGAACGAGUAUCAUUCCCACCUACUGUUGGAGGACCCAAUUCAUUUCCACAUUUGUGCUCGAGGAACUCCAACUCCCACAAGGCAUCAUGAUCCAGAACCUGAAGAAGCGUUUCAAACACAGGAAGCGCAGCGGCAGCUUAGUGGGCAGCGUGACCGGGUCGAUCAGUGACGUCGAGGACCGCGUGGUCAUGCUGUGCGAGGACGUCCCCUCGGAGGGCUCCUCCUGGGAUUCAGGCAGGGGCUCCCAGAGUCCGGGGACCCUUUCCAGCAGCGAGUCCCACUCAGGGGACCAGGAGCUGGGCCAGGGCUGGAGCUCUCACAGCUUCCAGGGAGGGGGGCGCCAGGCUCCGUGCCCCAGCAGGCCAGCCAGGCAGCUGUCCCUCCGGGAGGGGCGCUACCAGGAGGCUGCGUCCCCCGCCAGCCCUGGAGACCACUACGCUGUCCGUUCCACCCUCCACGUCAAACAGCUGCCCAGACUGGUCGACAUGAGCAAGGUGUACCGUCAAACCAACGUGGAGAACCUGGAGCAGGCCUUCAACGUGGCCGAGAAGGACCUGGGGGUGACCCGGCUCCUCGACCCAGAAGAUGUGGAUGUCGCUCACCCCGAUGAGAAGUCCAUCAUCACCUACGUGUCAUCGCUGUAUGACGCCAUGCCACGCGUGCCCGACGUCCAAGGAGGAGUGGUGGCCAAUGAGCUGGAGCUGCGCUGGCAGGAGUACUAUGAGCUGGUGACCCUGCUGCUCCAGUGGAUCAGACACCAUGUCAUCAUCUUCGAGGAGAGGAGGUUCCCCGGCAGCUACGAGGAGAUAGAGAUCCUGUGGCGUCAGUUUUUGAAGUUCAAAGAGACAGAGCUCCCUGCCAAGGAAACCGACAAACACCGCUCCAAGCUCAUCUACCAGUCCUUUGAGAGUGCCGUGCACAGUGGCCAGGUGAAGGUCCCCCCAGGCUACGACCCCAUCGACGUGGAGAAGGAAUGGGGCCGUCUGCACGUAGCCAUCCUGGAGAGAGAGCGCCUGCUCAGGAUCGAGUUUGAGAGGUUGGAACGUCUCCAGAGGAUCGUCACCAAAGUCCAGAUGGAGUCUGGCAACUGUGAGGAGCAGCUCAACCGGCUGGAGACCCUGCUGCAGACGGAUAUCCGUCUUCUGAACUCGGGCAAGCCGGCCAAGCACACGGCCGAGGUGGAGCGGGACCUGGACAAUGCCGACGACAUGAUCCGCCUGCUCUUCAACGACGUGCAGCUGCUGAAGGAUGGGCGCCACCAGCAGGCGGAGCAGAUGUACCGCAGGGUGUACCGCCUCCACGAGCGCCUGGUGAACCUGCGCAGCGACUACAACCUGCGUCUGAAGGCUGCUGUGUCGGCCGCCCAGGUCCAGCAAACCCAGCAAACCCAGUCCUCUACGAAGAUGCGCCCAGAGCUGGACGAUGUCACCCUGCGCUACGCCCAGGACCUGCUGGCCUGGGUGGAGGAGAACCAGCGACGCAUCGAGGAGGGCGAGUGGGGCACCGACCUGCCCGCCGUCGAGUCCCAGCUGGGCAGCCAUCGCGGCCUGCACCAGACUGUGGAGGACUUCCGCACCAAGAUCGAACGGGCCAAGGCUGAUGAGAACCAGCUGUCUCCGGUCAGUAAAGGCAAGUACAGGGAAUACCUGGGCAAACUGGACCUGCAGUAUGCCAAGCUACUGAACUCCUCCAAGUACCGUCUGCGGAACCUGGACUCCCUCCACGUUUUCGUCACGGCGGCGACCAAGGAGCUGAUGUGGCUGAACGACAAGGAGGAGGAGGAGGUCAACUACGACUGGAGCGACCUCAACACCAACAUGACCGCCAAGAAAGAAAGCUACUCGGGACUGAUGCGAGAGCUGGAGAUGAGGGAGAGAAAGGUCAACGACAUCCAGGCCUCCGGAGAGAGGCUCCUGAAGGAGGGACACCCCGGCAGUAAGACGGUGGAGGCCUUCACCGCAGCCCUGCAGACCCAGUGGAGCUGGAUCCUGCAGCUGUGUUGCUGCAUCGAGGCUCACCUCAAAGAAAACACCGCCUACUAUCAGUUCUUUGCGGACGCUAAAGAGACUCAGGAGAGGAUGAGGAAGAUGCAGGAGACCAUGAAAAAGAAGUACAGCUGCGACCGCUCAACCACCACCACCCGCCUGGAGGACCUGCUGCAGGAUGCACAGGAGGAGAAGGAGCAGCUGAACGAGCUGAAGACCCAGGUUGCGGGCCUGAACAAGAGAGCCAAGUCCAUCAUCCAGCUGAAGCCUCGUAACCCCACCACCCCCAUCAGGGGUAAGCUGCCCAUCCAGGCAGUCUGCGACUUCAAACAGAUGGAGAUCACAGUCCACAAGAGUGAGGAGUGCGCUCUGCUCAACAACUCCCAGCCCUUCAAGUGGAAGGUUCUGAACCGCUCCGGUAACGAGGCCCUGGUCCCCUCAGUCUGCUUCCUGGUUCCUCCUGUCAACAAGGAGGCAGUCGACAGCGUGUCCAAUCUGGACGGAAGCUACCAGCAGAUGUUGGUGUUCUGGCAGACGCUUCACGUGGACAUGAAGAGCCUGCUCUCUUGGCAGUAUCUGAUGAGGGACAUCCAGCAGAUACGCUCUUGGAACAUCACCAUGUUCAGGACCAUGAAGGUGGAAGAGUACCGGCUGGUGAUGAGGAACCUGGAGCUGCACUACCAGGACUUCCUGAGGGACAGCCAGGACUCAGAGCAGUUUGCCCCUGCAGACCGCAUGCAGGUGGAGGGGGACUUCACCAAGACCACCCAGCACUUUGACAACCUGCUCCGCUCCCUGGAGAAAGGUGAGCAGGACGAGUCUGUGUGUAAGACCUACAUCUCCCACAUCAAAGACCUCCGUCUGCGUCUGGAAGACUGUGAGAGCCGCACCGUUGCCAGGAUACGCCAGCCCAUCGACAAGGACCCACUCAAAGACUGCGGCCAGAAAACCAAAGAUCAGAAGAAAGAUCAAGCCGAGCUGGUGGGCAUCCGGAAGGACCUGGGCCAGGUGGCUGAAAAGGCAGAGCAGGUCCUGGCCUCCUCCUCCCCCCAGUCCACCUCUGCUCCUGUCCUGCGCUCCGAGCUGGACAUCACCCUGCAGAAGAUGGACCAGGUCUACAUCCUGUCCUCCGUCUAUCUGGAGAAGCUGAAGACAGUGGAGGUGGUCAUCCGUAACACGCAGGGGGCGGAGGGUGUCCUGAAGAAGUACGAGCAGCAGCUGAGAGACGUCCACCAGGUGCCCAAUGACGUCAAGGAGGUGGAGGCUUAUCGCACCCAGCUCAAGAAAAUGCGUUCGGAAGCAGAAAGCGAGCAGCCCGCAUUUGACACCCUGGAGGAGGAGCUUAAGAAGGCGUCUGCAGUGAGCGACAAGAUGUCCCGCGUCCACAGCGAGCGUGACGCAGAGCUGGACCACUACCGCCAUCUCCUCUCGGGUCUCCAGGACCGCUGGAAAGCCGUGUUCGCCCAGAUGGACCUGCGCCAGCGGGAGCUGGAACAGCUGGGCCGCCAGCUGGGCUACUACCGCGAGAGCUACGAUUGGUUGAUCCGCUGGAUCGCCGACGCCAAGCAGCGCCAGGAGAACAUCCAGGCCGUGACCAUCAGCGACAGCAAGACCCUGAAGGAGCAGCUCGCCCAGGAGAAGAAACUUCUGGAAGAGAUUGAGAAGAACAAAGACAAGGUUGAUGAGUGUCAGAAAUAUGCCAAGGCAUACAUUGACACCAUCAAGGAUUAUGAGCUUCAGUUGGUGGCCUACAAAGCUCAGAUGGAGCCUCUUGCCUCCCCUCUGAAGAAAAGCAAGAUGGAUUCCGCCUCCGAUAACAUCAUCCAAGAGUAUGUUACCCUGAGGACUCGCUACAGCGAGCUGAUGACUCUCACCAGCCAGUACAUCAAGUUCAUCACGGACACACAGCGCCGCCUGGAGGACGAGGAGAAAGCUGCAGAGAAGCAGAAAGCGGAAGAGAGGAAAAAAAUGGCCGAGAUGCAGGCCGAGUUAGACAAACAGAAGCAGUUAGCUGCGGCUCACGCUAAGGCCAUAGCCAAGGCGGAGCAGGAAGCUCAGGAGCUGAAACUCAUGAUGCAGGAGGAGGUCAGCAGGAGGGAAUGUGUCGCCGUCGACGCAGCCAAGCAAAAGCACAACAUCCAGCUGGAACUGCACGAACUCAAGAACCUCUCGGAGCAGCAGAUGAAAAACAAGAGCCAGCAGGUGGAAGAGGCCCUCCAUAGCCGCUCCAAGAUUGAGGAGGAGAUCCGCGUCAUCCGCAUCCAGCUGGAGACCACCGUCAGACAGAAGUCCACCGCGGAGAUGGAGGUCACGCAGCUGCGCGACAAGGCGGCCGAGGCCGAGAGGCUGAGAAAAACCGCCCAAGAAGAGGCAGAGAAACUCCGCAAACAGGUGAACGAGGAGACUCAGAAGAAGCGCAAAGCCGAGGACGAACUCAAAAUCAAGGCCGAAGCUGAGAGGGAAGCCGCCAAGCAGAAACAGAAGGCCUUGGAGGACCUCGAGAACCUCAAACAGCAAGCCGAGGAGGCCGAGAGGCACAUGAAACAGGCCGAGCUCGAGAAACACAGGCAGAUCAAAGUGGUCCAGGAAAUAGCUCAGAAGAGUGCCGCUGCCGAACUCCAGAGCAAACGCAUGUCCUACGUGGAGAAGACAUCCAAACUGGAGGAGUCCCUCAAGCAGGAGCACGGCACCGUCCUCCAGCUCCAGGAAGAAGCUGCCCGCCUGAAGAAGCAGCAGGAGGAAGCCGAUAGCGCCAGGGCGGAGGCCGAGAAAGAGCUGGAGAAAUGGCGGCAGAAGGCCAACGAGGCCCUCCGCCUGAGGCUCCAGGCGGAGGAGGAGGCCCACAAGAAGAGCGUCGCCCAGGAGGAGGCGGAGAAGCAGAAGGAGGAGGCCGAGCGCGAGGCCAAGAAGAGAGGCAAGGCCGAAGAGUCGGCCCUGAAGCAGAAAGAGAUGGCCGAGCAGGAGUUGGAGAGGCAGAGGAAGCUCGCGGAGGGCACAGCCCAGCAGAAGCUCUCCGCCGAACAAGAGCUCAUACGUCUCAGGGCCGACUUUGACCACGCCGAGCAACAGAGAACCCUCCUCGACGACGAGCUUUACCGCCUUAAAAACGAAGUGACCGCGGCGGAACAGCAACGGAAGCAGAUGGAAGACGAACUGGUCACGGUGAGGAGUGAGAUGAACAUCCUCCUUGAGCUCAAGUCUAAGGCGGAAAAAGACAGCAUGUCCACCACCGAGAAGAGCAAACAGCUCCUUGAGGCCGAGGCGGCUAAAAUGAGGAACCUGGCCGAAGAGGCAGGCAAGCUCAGAUCCAUCGCCGAGGAGGCCAAGAGACAGAGGCAGGUGGCUGAGGAAGAGGCGACACAUCAGAGGGCUGAAGCCGAGAGGAUCCUCAAAGAGAAACUUGCCGCCAUCAAUGAGGCCACGCGUCUGAAAACGGAGGCGGAAAUCGCCCUCAAGGAAAAGGAGGCGGAGAACGAACGACUCCGACGCAAAGCCGAGGACGAGGCCUACCAACGGAAGUCCCUCGAAGACCAAGCCAGCCAGCACAAACAAGAUAUCGACGAGAAGAUCAUGAAGCUCAAGCAGUCGUCCGAGACCGAGAUGGAGAGGCAGAAGGCCAUCGUCGACGAAACCCUCAAGCAGAGGCGUGUCGUUGAGGAAGAAAUCCGCAUUCUGAAGCUCAACUUUGAGAAGGCGUCGUCCGGUAAGCUCGACUUGGAGCUGGAAUUGAAUAAGCUGAAGAACAUCGCGGACGAAACGCAACAGAGUAAGCUCCGUGCCGAAGACGAGGCUGAGAAAAUGAGGAAACAUGCUCUGGAAGAAGAGAAACGCAGAAGAGAAGCGGAGGACAAACUGAAGAAGAUGACCGCCGCGGAGCAAGAGGCUGCCAGACAGCGCAAAACAGCACAGGACGAAGUGGAGCGCCUCAUAAAGAAAGCAGAAGAAGCCAAAAAGCAAAAAGAGGAGGCUGACCGAGAAGCGGAAAGACAUAUCGUCGCAGCCAAUCAGGCGGCCCAAAAAUGCAGCGCAGCCGAGCAGCAAGCUCAGAGCGUUCUCGUCCAACAGAAGGAGGACAGUCUCACACAGCAGAAGCUGAAGGCCGAGUAUGAAAAGGCGAAGAAGCUCGCCAAAGAAGCCGAGCUCGCCAAGGAGAAGGCAGAGCGGGAAGCAGCUCUUCUACGCCAGCAAGCUGAGGAAGCAGAGCGCCAGAAACAGGCCGCGGUAAAGGAGGCAGCCAAUCAGGCCAAAGCUCAGGAGGACGCCGAGAGGUUAAGAAAGGAGGCGGAGUUCGAGGCUGCCAAGAGAGCACAGGCGGAGCAAGUUGCCCUGAAACAGAAAGACCAGGCUGAUUCCGAGAUGGCGAAACACAAAAAGCUGGCCGAGCAAACCUUAAAGCAAAAGUCCCAGGUGGAAAAGGAGCUUACAACGGUCCGACUUCAGUUGGACCAAACUGACAAGCAGAAAUCUCUUCUGGACGAAGAGCUGCAGCGCCUGAAGGACGAGGUGGGCGACGCCGUCAAGCAGAAGGCUCAGGUGGAGGAGGAGCUGUUCAAAGUCAAGAUUCAGAUGGAGGAGCUGAUGAAACUGAAGCUCCGCAUCGAGGGCGAGAACCAGCGUCUCAUCAAAAGAGACAAAGACAACUCUCAGAAAUUGCUGGCCAAGGAGGCUGAGAACAUGAAGAAGCUGGCGGAGGAAGCUGCCAGGCUGAGCGUGGAGGCCCAGGAAGCGGCGCGCAUGAGGCAGAUCGCCGAGUCUGACCUCUCCCAGCAGAGAGCCCUGGCAGAGAAAAUGCUCAAGGAGAAAAUGCAAGCCAUCCAGGAGGCAUCUAAACUGAGAGCCGAGGCUGAGAUGCUCCAAAGACAGAAAGAUUUGGCUCAGGAGCAGGCCCAGAAACUGCUCGAGGAUAAACAGCUCAUGCAGCAACGUCUAGAGGAAGAGACGGAGGGCUUCCAGAAAUCCCUUGAAGCGGAACGCAGGAGACAACUCGAGAUCACAGCCGAGGCAGAGAAACUCAAACUCCAGGUGUCCCAGCUCAGCGAUGCCCAAAACAGGGCUGAAAACGAGGCUAAGAAAUUCAAGAAGCAAGCGGAUCAGAUCAGUGCCCGUCUUCACGAGACAGAACUAGCCACCAAAGAGAAAAUGACUACUGUGGAGAAACUUGAAGUGCAGAGGCUGAGCAGCAACAAAGAGGCUGAUGACUUGCGCAAAGCCAUUGCUGAUCUAGAAAAGGAGAAGGCUAGACUGAAAAAGGAUGCUGAAGACCUUCAGCUUAAAUCUAAAGAGACUGCCGUUGCUCAGCAGAAACAAAUCCAACAAGAGAAGACAAUGCUCCAGCAGUCCUUCAUCAAUGAGAAGGAGAUGCUGCUGAAGAAGGAGAAGCUCAUUGAAGACGAGAAGAAAAAACUGGAGAGCCAGUUUGAGGAGGAGGUCAAGAAGGCCCAGGCUCUGAAGGACGAGCAGGCGCGUCAGAGAAAGCAGAUGGAGGAGGAGAGGAAGAAGCUGCAGGCCACCAUGGACGCCGCCCUCAACAAGCAGAAAGAGGCGGAGAAGGAGAUGCUCAACAAGCAGAAGGAAAUGCAGGAGUUGGAGAGGAAAAGACUUGAGCAGGAAAAACUGCUCGCAGAGGAGAACAAGAAUCUGCGUGAGAAAUUGCAGCAGAUGGAGGUUGCUCAGAAGGAGCCAACAUCCCACACCAGGGAGAUCGACAUCCAGACUGAUAAAGUCCCUGAGAAUGAAUUGGUCCACAUGACCAUGGUGGAGACAUCACAGACAGUUCCCAACGGACGGAGCGGUCUUGAUGAUGUGGAUGGUGAUAACCAGAAGAAAGACUCUCCGUUCUCCUUUGAUGGCAUUCGUGAGAAGGUCCCUGCGAGCAGACUUCAAGAAAUUUGCCUGCUGACCAAAAAGGAAAUGGACAAGCUGAAGAAAGGGAAAGCCAAUGUGCAAGAUCUCAGUCAGACCGAAAAACUAAGAACAGUUCUCAAAGGAAAAAACUGUGUUGGUGGUCUGUUGGUACAACCUCAGCAGAAGAUGUCAAUCUACCAAGCAAUGAUGGAGAAGAAGCUAGCCCCUGGAACAGGCCUGAUCCUCCUGGAAGGACAGGCAGCCUCUGGGUAUAUAAUCGACCCCAUCAAAAACCAGAAGCUCACUGUGAGCGAGGCUGUUAAGGAAGGCUUGAUUGGACCUGAACUGCACAACCAACUGCUGUCUGCUGAGAGGGCUGUGACUGGCUACAAAGACCCAUACACGGGCGGCUCAAUCUCCCUGUUUGAGGCCAUGAAGAAGGGAUUGAUUGAUCGUGAGCAUGCCAUCAGACUUCUCGAUGCCCAGAUUGCAACCGGUGGAAUCGUUGACCCAAUCAACAGCCAUCGCGUCCCCCUUGAAACAGCCUACAAACAGGGGCUGUUUGAUGCGGAGAUGAACAAGGUACUGGCAAAGCCCUCAGAAGACACACAAGGAUACUUUGACCCCAGUACUAAGGAACCCCUGACUUACCUUCAGUUGAUUGAGAAAUGCACGACAGACCCUGCCACUGGCCAGCUGUUUUUACCUAUCACCGACAAGGCGGCUCAGAGCUCUCAAACCUACACGGAGGAGGAGACAAAGGACGUAUUCAGCAAAACAACUGUUUCUGUGCCGUUUGGAAGAUUCAAAGGAAAGACAAUAACCAUCUGGGAGAUCAUUAAUUCUGAGUACUUCAAUGAGGACCAGAGAAGGGACCUUAUACGCCAGUACAAGACCGGCAAAAUCACCAUAGAGAAGAUCAUCAGAAUCGUUAUCACUGUGGCAGAGGACAAAGAGAAGAAGAACGAAAUCACAUUUGAUGGCCUGAGAUCCCCUGUCCCCGCAACUGAACUGCUGGAGUCCAAGAUCAUUGACAAAGACCUCUACAAUAAGUUGCAUAAGGGCAAUAAAACAGUCCAAGAAGUUUCUGAAAUGGAACCGGUUCAGAAAGCGUUGAAGGGUACAAACUGCAUUUCAGGUGUAGUAAUUGACUCUACCAAAGAGACAAUGUCCUUCUAUCAAGCUCUGAAGAAGAACAUGAUGAGGCCAGGCCCUGCUUUAAAUCUGCUGGAGGCCCAAGCCGGAUCAGGAUUUGUUAUCGAUCCAGUAAAGAACCAGAAGCUGACCGUUGAUGAGGCUGUCAAAGCAGGAGUGAUCGGCCCUGAGCUGCAUGAAAAACUGCUUUCAGCUGAGAGAGCUGUAACGGGAUACAAGGACCCAUACACUGGAAAAACGGUAUCUCUGUUUGAGGCCAUGACGAAAGAACUCAUUCCCAAAGACCAAGGAAUCCGUCUGCUUGAUGCUCAGCUUGCCACAGGGGGCAUCAUUGACCCAGUUAAUAGCCACCGUGUCCCCCACGAUGUUGCCUGCAAACGAGGCUACUUUGACGACGAGAUGAACAAGACCCUAUGUAACCCCACUGACGCCACCAAAUGCUUCUAUGACCCCAACACACAGGAAAACGUCACAUACACCCAGCUUCUCAAGAGAUGUGUCACUGACAAGAAGACCGGGCUUCAGCUUCUGGGCUUGUCCGAGCAAGCCAUCAAUGCGAAGGAGGAACAAAAAUACUCUGAGACUCAGACCAAAGAUGCUAUGAUGCAGGCUACAAUGGAGCUCCAGUCUGGGCCUCUUAAAGGCAAGAAGCUAACCAUCUGGGAAAUAAUCAACUCAGAGUACCUGAAUGAGGAGCAGAGACUUGAACUGAUCAGACAGUACAGGUCUGGCAAGGUGACUAUCGAGAAAAUAAUCAGGAUUGUUGUCACAAUUGUAGAUGAGAAAGAGGCCAAGAAACAAGAACAGGCCAGUUUCAAGGGUCUGAGAUCCCCAGUUCCAGCGAGUUCACUGUUUGAAUCCAAAAUCAUCGACAAAGCUACGUUUGACCUGCUGCAGCAGGGUAAGAAGACACCAAAACAGGUCAGCGAGAAUGCCAAUGUAAAUAAAUACCUGCAGGGCUCCGACAGCAUUGGUGGCAUCUACCUUGAACCAACUAAGGAGAAGGUCAGCAUCUAUCAAGCCAUGAAGAAAAAACUUCUAAGACAUAACACAGGCCUUGCCCUUCUGGAAGCCCAGGCUGCCACUGGCUUCAUCAUUGAUCCAGUUAAGAACCAGUACCUGACAGUAGAUGAGGCUGUCAAAGCAGGCAUCGUUGGCCCGGAGCUCCAUGAAAAGCUGCUCUCCGCUGAAAAGGCCAUCACUGGCUACAAAGAUCCAUUCACAGGCAGCAAGAUCUCUCUCUUCCAAGCCAUGCAGAAAGAUUUGAUCAUCAAGGCACAUGCCAUGCCCCUGCUGGAGGCUCAGCUGGCCUCAGGUGGAAUCAUUGAUGCUGUAAAAAGCCACCGUGUACCUCUAGAUGUGGCCUACCAGAGGGAUCUCUUCAGCAAAGAAAUAUCCAACACCCUUUCUGAGCCCUCAGAGGCGAACAAAUAUUUCUCAGACCCAAACACAGAUGAGACCGUCACGUACCAACAGCUGAAAGCCAAGUGCCCUAAAGAUCCAGAGACAGGCAUGAACCUCCUCCCUCUCUCUAAGCCUCAGGCCCCUACGGUGGUGGAGAAGACCUACCUCUACACCGAAGAACAGACUCAGAGUGACCUGGCAAACACCCAGAUAGACAUUCCCCUCGAGGGGCUCACUGGACAGUCCAUGAACCUCUGGGAUGUGAUGAACUCCAACCUGCUCCCAGAGGAUGAGAGAAAGAAGCUCAUGGAUGAGUACCGCUCUGGUGCGCUUACCAAAGAGCGCAUGAUCAUCAUCAUCAUCGAGAUCAUGGAGCAGAGAGAGAUCUAUAUUAAUGUUGAGGAGAAGACGUCCUGCAAGACAAUCCGACGCAGGAUCACCAUUGAGGAGCUCUACCAUGCCCGCAUCAUUGACCUCGAGAUGUUCAACCUGCUGAAACAGGAGAAGAGAACCAUCCGCGACAUCAUGGAGUUACAGAGCGUGAAGCAGUACCUGUUUGGUACGGGCUCCGUGGCUGGGGUUAUGACUGAUUCCAGCUCCAAGAUCAGCAUUUACCAGGCGAUGAAGAGAGGGUUCUUGAAACCUGAGGUUGCACUUGGCCUCCUGGAAGCACAGGCCGCCACAGGGUUCAUUGUUGACCCUGUGAGAAAUGAGACACUUACUGUGGACGAGGCCGUCCGUAAGGGAGUUGUGGGCCCAGAAAUACACGAUAAACUUUUGUCAGCUGAGCGAGCCGUUACAGGCUUCAAAGACCCAUACAGCAGCAAAAUCGUCUCUCUCUACCAAGCCAUGAAAAAAGAGCUCAUCCCCGAGGACUACGCUCUGAAACUACUAGAAGCUCAGAGCUCAACAGGCGGCAUCAUGGAUCCUGAAUUCUAUUUCCAUCUCCCUACAGAUGUGGCCAUGCAGAGAGGAUACAUCAACAAGGAAACCAAUGAGAGACUGGCCAAUGAGGUGAAAGGGUUUAUUGACCCUGUCACGGACGAGAAGCUAUCUUACGCUGAGCUGCUCAAGAGAUGCAAGUUGGAAGGAGGCUUACGUCUGUUGGCACUGGGAGACAAGAGGCUGAUGUUCAAGGGUCUGAGGAAACAGAUCACCAUGGAGGAACUGUUACGCUCAGAGAUCAUAGACCAACAGACUGUCACUGAGCUGAACGAAGGUCUGAUUACGGUGGAGGAGGUCAGCAAAAGGCUCCAGAAGUACCUUGAGGGGACUAGUUGCAUUGCUGGGGUUUUCGUAGAAGCCUCCAAGGACCGCCUGUCAAUCUACCAGGCCAUGAAGAAGAACAUGAUCAGGCCAGGCACCGCUUUUGAGCUCCUUGAGGCCCAAGCUGCGACAGGCUACGUUAUUGACCCAAUCAAAAACCUGAAACUCACAGUCAGUGAAUCUGUCCGAAUGGGAAUUGUGGGACCAGAAUUCAAAGACAAGCUGUUGUCUGCCGAGCGUGCCGUGACUGGCUACCGAGAUCCCUACUCUGGUAAAACAAUCUCCCUGUUCCAGGCCAUGAAAAAGGGACUCAUCCUAAAGGAUCAUGGGAUACGCCUCCUGGAGGCCCAGAUUGCAACAGGAGGAAUCAUCGACCCCGAGGAGAGUCAUCGCCUGCCCGUCGAGGUGGCAUACAACCGUGGCCUCUUUGAUGAAGAGAUGAACGAGAUUCUCACAGAUCCAUCUGAUGACACGAAGGGCUUCUUUGAUCCCAACACCGAGGAGAACCUCACUUACCUCCAACUGAUGGAGAGGUGCAUCAUCGACCCCGACACCGGCCUCGUCCUCCUGCUCCUCAAGGAGAAGAAACGUGAAAAGAAGUCCUCCUCCAAAUCUUCGGUCCGCAAGCGCAGAGUGGUAAUCGUAGACCCAGAAUCCGGCAAGGAGAUGACUGUGUAUGAGGCUUACAGGAAGGGACUCAUCGACCAUCAGACCUACCUAGAGCUGGCUGAGCAGGAGUGUGAAUGGGAAGAGAUCACAAGCACCUCCUCCGAGGGAGUCGUCAAGUCCAUGAUCAUCGACAGGAGGUCAGGACGUCAAUACGACAUUGAUGACGCUCUCUCAAGAGGCCUCAUUGAUCAGAGUUCCCUGGACACCUACCGCUCUGGGAACCUAUCCAUCACUGAAUUUGCUGACAUGCUGUCUGGAAACAUGGGAGGCUUCCGCUCCAGAACCUCCUCCUUCGGAUCCACUUCCUCUUCAUCCUUUGCUAUGAGCCCCAUACCCUCUAUUAAACCUCCAGCUUCCAUAUGGAAUGACCCCUCUGAGGAGACGGGCCCUGUGGCUGGAAUCCUGGACACAGACACACUGGAGAAAGUGUCCAUCACCGAGGCGAUGCACAGGAACUUAGUAGACAACAUUACUGGCCAGAGACUGCUUGAGGCUCAGGCCUGCACAGGUGGCAUUAUCGACCCCGUCACAGGAGAGAAGUUUUCUGUCCCUGACGCCACAGAGAGAGGACUUGUUGAUAAAAUCAUGGUCGACCGUAUUAACCUGGCUCAGAAAGCCUUCAAUGGUUUUGAAGACCCCAGAACCAAAGUCAAGAUGUCUGCCUCUCAGGCCUUAAAGAAAGGUUGGCUGUAUUAUGAAGCUGGACAGCGUUUCCUGGAGGUCCAGUACCUAACAGGUGGGCUGAUUGAGCCUGAUGUUGAGGGCAGAGUUCCCCUAGAUGAAGCCAUCAAGAAGGGCUCCAUCGAUGCUCGUACAGCCCAGAAGCUAAGAGACGUGAGCGCUUACUCCAAGUACCUGACAUGUCCCAAAACCAAGCUAAAGAUCUCCUACAAAGACGCCAUGGACAGAAGCAUGGUCGAGGAAGGAACUAGCCUCCGACUCCUAGAGGCCUCCUCCCAGUCCAGUAAAGGCCUGUACAGCCCCUACAACGCCAGCGGCCCAGGCUCGACCUCAGGCUCUCGGUCCGGUUCCAGGACUGGGUCCAGGCAAGGCUCCAGGAGGAGCAGCUUUGAUGCCGGCAGCUCCGGCUUCAGCAUGAACUUCUCCUCCUCCUCCUACACCUCCUCCAGCUACGGUCGCAAGUACGACACAGGGCCUCACAGCGGCCUCAACGUGGAUGAGCUUGCCCUGGCGCUCUCUGCCCUAGUCAUGACCAGGCCUUGCAGCUCCCAAGAACAGGGAGCCUUCGCCUCCAUGAUUAUGCCAAUGCACACAGCAGUUGCAUAAUUCAUAGGAAAAACACCUUCAAAAAUCAGAAAGAAACGCUCAUUUAUUUAUUCUGCCCUGCAUGUGGUCACAUAAGUAAAUUAACUAAAUGCAGUUGCUCAUAUAUUAUAGAUGUCCAAGCCUAUGCAUUACUCCCCUGCCUUAAGACAAUUACAAGACAACUCAGAUGUAAUUGUAUUGACUGUAAAAACAAUUUAUAUUUUAAAUGCAAAGCAGAGAUUUUCAAAUGACCACAACUUAGUUUAUAGUUUGCCUUUUUGAUUUGUUAACACAACUUGUCAACUUAUGCUUUUUUGAAGCUAAUACUUACUGUAUGUACUUCGAACAGAGAUAUUUUUCCUAUUUUUCUUUCCUUUCGAACUUAAGAAUGUUUGAGCUCUUUUUUUGUUAUCUCUUUGCUGAUACAUAUUGAUAUAAUCCUGAUUUUUUUAGAAGAUACAAAAAUGUAUCUAGAUGUCUUCUUCUUUCUGAACGUCUGUAUAGAGUUCACCAGUAUAUUUUUUAGGUUGAAGAUUUAACAGUGUAACAGUUCCAUCAAGUGACAGAGCAGAUAAACACUACAAACACUGGAAGAUGAAAGCAACAAUUAUGUUCUGCAGACUGUUCCAAAUAUAUCAUCCUAACCGACUUCAAUAGACUUACCCCAAAGUCAUCAUUUCAUCAUUGUAUCCCCCAAUCCCAAACAAUGUGUUUUCCACCCACCACCUCCCCUCCUCCAUCACCUGUUCCUGGUAAAGUGUCCUCAGAAGAAAUCAGGCUUCAUCCCACUUCCCCUGGUUUUGGCUCCUAUGACGUCACCAUCUGGCAGCCAUCUACAGGGAUCGACUCCCCAGAUAAGCAUGGCCAAGGAGCCUGUCAGUGUGGAUAACUUCCUAGUUCCACCAUCUCUUCCACACAUGCAGAGCUCCCAUGAAUGCGUCUUCUCCUUUCUUCAUUGCACAUCCUAUUUGAAGAGAGUUGGGGUUGUCACCCUGGAUUCUUCUUGAGACUCCAUAUUAGGAACACAUCCAUCCGCAUUGUUUAGGACCCGUACUUGAAUGUUAGUCAUAUUUGCCCUUUUUUUGUUGUUGGUUAACACCACUUAGAUGUACACUUUAUCCUUCUGUGCAUGUAGAGUUUCAUCUGGUUACCUGUUUGAAGAUGAAUCUUAGAGAUGAUACUGAACGUCUCUUUUCAGGCCACAUAGUACUGUUAUGCCAGCUAACUUCACUCUUAACCAAAAAAGCAACCGGUUAAAACGCCAUUGGUAUUCCUCUAGGGGAAUAAGAUCUAAUAAUUGUUCGACUACACUACCGGAAUGAAUGUGUUUUAAAGGAUACAUGCAUUUAAUUUGCAGAAAAUAAGUAUCUGUAAGUUCUAUUUUGCUUUUUAACCAGUGUUUGGGUUCAUUUCCCAAUAUGUUUUGCUCUGUUCUGCAUCUUAAAAGUGUUUUACUUCUGUAAAUCCUCAUGUUAAAAUAUAAUUUUUUCAUCAUAUUUUUGAUAUGUUAUUCUUUUUUGUUGCUUUUUUGCUUUGCAUGUUUUACUAACUAGGUUUUGACCAUUUUGGAGAAAAACAAACAUGUAUGAUGAAGAGAAUAAAACAUAUCUGCUCAGCAAAACAUGUUUUGUUUAAAUGCUUAUUGAUGAACAAGAUGUUUAAUCAAAACGAAUUGGUUGGUUUUGCUUGUGAACAGAUAUGUGGUUUGAGUGAUAUGGUGAGUGGAUUUUGGUGUAUGUUUUGAAGAUAACACUAUUAUGUAAAUAAAUGCGCUAUGAAGA
Molecule: messenger RNA, 15371 nt
Organism: Hypomesus transpacificus
Lineage: Eukaryota; Metazoa; Chordata; Actinopteri; Osmeriformes; Osmeridae
Gene: plecb
Product: plectin b
Biological process (GO): wound healing; intermediate filament cytoskeleton organization; hemidesmosome assembly
Cellular component (GO): cytoskeleton; intermediate filament; cytoplasm
Molecular function (GO): structural constituent of cytoskeleton; ankyrin binding; structural constituent of muscle
Source: RefSeq, a predicted model, not a curated record